UAUGUCAAAAGAUUUUUAAUCAAAUGGCCAGCAUCAAAAAAUAUCGUUUGUCACCGUUUGUUUGACAAUUAACAUUUUUAAAAUGGACUUGUAUUUAUUUUUAGAUUAGUGUUAUUAUUAUGGGUAUAAAUGAAGAUAACCUACACGCUUCGCUGGCCCACCUCGUGUUGUGCUGCGUGGCCGGGCGCGGUAUUAGCCGCAUGCAUGGCAAAAGCUUCACCGAUCCCGGAAUGCAUGCCAACUUCUUCAUACACGGAGUUUUGGGAUUCCUUCACUUCCAAAGUGGAAUGUUCAACAACGAUUUCAGAGCAGCCUACGUGAUUAGUUACAAAGCGUCACGAUACCUGGCGCUUCCAUGCCUCAUGGCGGACCUUUAUAGAAGCAAUCAAGCACUUAGCGCUAUCCACUUAGUCUCUGGCAUAGUCCCUUUCGCCCUAGCUUUGGCUGGGGAGGACAACAUUUCUCUUGGCAACUUAGUCAUUGCUUGCAACAUCAUUUCUCUUUGCUACUACUCUUUGGAGAAUAAUAGGGAAUGGGGAUGGUAUACGGCAGGAGCCGGCGUGUUUGCGUAUUUUAUUGCCCCCCAAAAGAGUUCAAUAAUGAUGUACCCACUAGGUCUGGCUUUGAUGGAGUAUUGUGCAUACAGAGUGUUUGGAAUAGUAUUUGAAUCUCUUUAAUAAAAAUGAUCGUGGUAAUUAUCUUUUUAUUUAAGUUUUGCAUUGAUAAAGAGAUAAGAUGUGAAAGAAAUUGUUCUAAGUUAUUUCUGUGUUCAGGCAACAUCUAAAGUAAAUAUGAUAACUAAUAGUAUUAUUGUUUUAAUCUUGUCGGUAAAAAAAAGUAUUUAAUAUUUUACGGCAUUGCAUUUGGGAAUUUUACAUAAUAUUUUGACAUUUACCAGAUUACACCACCAGGCAACCUUAACUGAGCAGAGAAUGUAUGGAACUAGUAAAUACUUACAUAAAUUGAAAAUCUACAAAGUAACAGCAUCUAUGUUACUGCGUUUCCAUUUUUGAUAGAUAAUACUACGAUGGUAGGUCCCUUUUGCUCUGAACAAUUCUGAAGUCAAGCUGAAACAUUAUUGCUAGACAAGUCAUUGUGCCAUCAUUUACUUAA
Molecule: messenger RNA, 1113 nt
Organism: Manduca sexta (tobacco hornworm)
Lineage: Eukaryota; Metazoa; Arthropoda; Insecta; Lepidoptera; Sphingidae
Exons: 2
Coding region: 120-677 (185 amino acids)
Source: RefSeq, a predicted model, not a curated record